Molecule: messenger RNA, 646 nt
Organism: Prosopis cineraria
Lineage: Eukaryota; Viridiplantae; Streptophyta; Magnoliopsida; Fabales; Fabaceae
Exons: 5
Coding region: 83-478 (131 amino acids)
Cellular component (GO): nucleus
Molecular function (GO): RNA binding
Source: RefSeq, a predicted model, not a curated record
GCUCGAGGGGAUUGCAAAACCAGAAGCCGAAACUAUAAAGAGAAAUUAGGGUUCUGAAGUUGAUCAAUUUGGGUUCACGACAAUGGAAGCCAUCACGGAGGGAGUAAACAACAUCAAUAUUUCAGAUUCGUACAAAAAGAAUCGCAUCCAAGUUUCUAAUACCAAAAAGCCCCUCUUCUUCUACGUUAAUUUAGCGAAGAGGUAUAUGCAACAACAUAACGAGGUCGAGUUGUCAGCACUUGGAAUGGCUAUUGCCACAGUGGUUACUGUUGCUGAAAUUUUGAAAAACAACGGGCUCGCUGUUGAAAAGAAAAUCAUGACAUCAACUGUUGACAUAAAGGAUGAUUCGAGAGGUAGACCCGUCCAGAAGGCCAAGAUUGAAAUAUUACUCGGGAAGACGGCAAACUUUGAUGAGUUGAUGGCUGCCGCUGCCGCUGAAGAUGGUGAAAAUGGAGACAUUGAGGAGCAGGGUGCGUGAAGCUUGUCAAACUCACACCUGUUUCUGGUGAAGACAUGUUCUCUGUAAUGAUUUACAUUUUUUUUUCUUAGGAGUAGUAGGCAAGCAUAGAAUUCAUUGCAGACUAACCUGGAACAUUCGAUUCCAAAUUUCUUCUAUUUUUACUCGGAAAAAGCGUUUCAUUUUUUA